Molecule: messenger RNA, 616 nt
Organism: Tuber aestivum (summer truffle)
Lineage: Eukaryota; Fungi; Ascomycota; Pezizomycetes; Pezizales; Tuberaceae
Source: the annotation of a GenBank genome assembly
GAGCCAAGCGAUGAUACAUUCCUCCUUCUCAUCACCCUAACCCCUCCAAUCCCCCUUUCUACAGUCCCGCUUUCCGCAAACCUCCUCCCUCCCUCUACUCCUCGAACUCGGCAGCGGUUCCGGCGUUAUAGCUUCCUUCCUCACAACGCACUCUACCGCACUCUUUGGUCACAACUCAAUUACGACCCUGUCUGCAGAAAUUUCUCCGCAUGCUCCAAAGACUACGAAGCAGACUGUUACUGCCAGUCUCACCAAGGAGAGUGGAUACUUUCUCGGGGCUAUAAGGACGGAUUUAGCGACGGGGUUGAGGUCAGGAGUGGCGGAUAUGCUGGUGUUUAACCCACCAUGUCCCCACAGAGGUAGUAGAAGAUGGGGAUAGAGAGGAGGGGUGGAUUGGAGUUGCGUGUGGUGGGGGUGUUGAUAGGAUAGAGGUUACAAAUCGGGUAUUGGAGGGGUUGAAUGAGUACCUGAGUGAAUGUAGAGUAGUGUAAAUAUUGCUCUGUGAGGGAAAUAAGCCCAAGGUGGUUGCGGAGUGAUUGGAAAUGGUGAGUAUAAUGGUGUUAAAUAGGCUGUAGAGAAGGUAGGCACCUCUGGGAGGAAGGGUGGUUGGGAAGUU